GAGUUACCUUGACGGGCUUUGCCGACCAUAGAUCUGAGCGGGAGUUUCUUUUGUACUUAUUUACUGCGGGAACGGGAGAAGGCGGCUUGGUUAGCAAGAGGUCUGCGAAAAUUCAAACGUCGAGAGAUCGCGAGAGAGGGGGCGGACGCACGACAGCGCUCGGCGACGCUCUCGGAGCUGAACCUCCGUCGCCGCCAUGGCCACCGUUCUCGACUCUCAUUUCCUAGCUCUCACCGCAAUCGUCACUGCUGUGUACCAGUCGCUGUUCUUCGUCGUGACCGCUCUUCUCAAGUUCGAUAAGGUCACCGAUUUCGCCGGAAGCACCAAUUUUGUUAUCAUCGCUCUGUUGACCCUGAUUCUCAGGGGGACUUGGCAUUUCAGACAGGUGGUCCUGACAGUUCUUGUAUUAAUCUGGGGUCUCCGACUGGGUCUCUUUCUGUUAAUGAGAAUUCUGAAGUGGGGGGAAGAUAGGCGUUUUGAUGAGAUGCGCAGCAAUUUGGGGAAAUUGGCGAUUUUCUGGAUUUUCCAGGCUGUCUGGGUUUGGACAGUUAGUUUACCAGUAACUGUGGUGAAUGCAAGCAACAGAGAUCCACCUCUCCAAGCUCAGGACAUAGUUGGGUGGAUUAUGUGGUUUCUGGGUUUUUCGGUCGAAGCAGUAGCUGACCAGCAGAAAUUGAACUUCAAAAAUUCUCCUGAAAAUCGAGGGAAGUGGUGCAAUAUUGGACUCUGGAGUUAUUCUCGGCAUCCAAACUAUUUUGGAGAGAUUUUACUAUGGUGGGGAAUCUUUGUGGCUUCCACCCCUGUACUUGAAGGUUCUGAGUGGCUUGUAAUUUUUGGGCCAAUCUUCCUCACGUUGUUACUUCUGUUUGUCAGUGGCAUUCCUUUACUUGAGGAAUCGGCGGACAAGAAAUAUGGAAAUGUGGCUUCAUACAGGACAUAUAAAAGAACAACUAGCCCUCUCAUUCUGCUUCCUCCAUCAGUUUAUGGGAACCUGCCUCUAUGGGUCAAAACAAGCUUUCUCUUUGAGUUUCCUUUGUACAGUCGGAAUCUUCCUGACGAAGGCGUGAACUGGUAUAGAGAAGUUGGCCAGAAGAAGCGGCGUGACUGAGGAUGGGUCAGCGUGAUGCAGUCUUUGGAGCGGUGAUAUCCAUCUCUGCUAGAUUUAGGUACUUACGUUGAUGUCUUUGACAUUUGUGACAAACAAAGGGGCCUUUAAGUAAUGUUCAUCAUCUCUGUAGCUUCUAUUCGUGUUCAUCCCGGUCAAUCCUGUUUCUCAUUCUCUGUGGUGCCGACCGAGAUUGUCGACACUAAUCUUUGUUGUCCGCUAGUUCUUGCCUACCCCAACCGCAAUAGAUUUUAUGUUGGCUACCGUCUGUUGGAGUCAGGUUGUCCUGACAAAUUUGUUGCCGUCGCAUGUGGCAAAUUAUGCUCGAUAUUUUGUUGGUAGCCCAAAACCUGAAAGAACGUCAAACUUGUGACUGCUACUAUGGAAGAGGGAAAGAUGUGAAGAUCGUUGCUGCUGCCGUUUCAGGGUCCUAAUCUUGGUUGGAAUUUGCAAAGAUGCCAGGAUAGGUGAUGCUGGAUUUACUAUAAUUAUAUAAAAUUUAAUAUACUAAGUGACGGGGCUUUUCGUAAGUGGGUAU
Messenger RNA from Rhodamnia argentea, 1643 nucleotides. RefSeq lists its product as uncharacterized. NCBI's taxonomy places the organism in Eukaryota, Viridiplantae, Streptophyta, Magnoliopsida, Myrtales, Myrtaceae. The record is from RefSeq and is a predicted model, not a curated record. Gene Ontology annotation, biological process: lipid metabolic process. The coding region runs from base 197 to 1108 and encodes 303 amino acids. Gene Ontology annotation, cellular component: membrane. The transcript has 10 exons. Gene Ontology annotation, molecular function: oxidoreductase activity, acting on the CH-CH group of donors.